UGGAAAUGAAACAAGAAGAUCGCGUUACGGAGAAACAAGGUUAUUAGUAUUUCAUGGUGGUCCCACGUGGCAGUUUAGACACCAACAGCACUACAGCACAGAACCCUUCUCUUCCUGCAACCCAAGCUCCCAAACCGAAAGGAAACCCCAAACCCAUCUCAUCCAUGGCAAUUCCUGCCACUUCUUCAUCUCCUUCUCUUCGAUCCCUCCACAACAAUCACACCACUUUCUCCUUCAGCUCCUUCCGCCGCAAACCUUCCCUUCUCACCGCCACCGCCAGGAAACCCUUAACCAUCCUCGCCAUGGCUCCCAAAAAGAAGGUGAACAAGUACGACGAUAAUUGGAAGAAGGAGUGGUUUGGGGCGGGGAUUUUCUACGAGGGAAGCGAGGAAGUUGAAGUGGACGUGUUCAAGAAGUUGGAAAAGAGGAAGGUCCUCAGCAACGUCGAGAAGGCGGGGCUGCUCUCCAAGGCGGAGGAGCUCGGACUCACGCUCUCCUCCAUCGAGAAGCUUGGCGUCUUCUCGAAAGCCGAGGAGCUUGGACUGCUCAGCCUGCUCGAGAACGCCGCCGGAUUCUCUCCCUCCGCCCUCGCCUCCGCGGCUCUGCCAGCCCUCGUCGCAGCCAUCGCGGCGAUUGUUCUCAUCCCUGAUGACUCCGCUGCUCUUGUUGCCGUACAGGCGGUUGUCGCCGCCGUACUUGGAGUUGGCGCGGUUGGGUUGUUUGUUGGGUCUGUUGUGCUAGAUGGGUUGCAAGAGGCUGAUUGAUUCUUAGUUCAAAUGUACAAAGAUGUGAUUUGCCUUUUUUAUCCCUCCCUCCUCCCUUCCCCCCGCCGGGUUGAUGUGUUAAUGGAAAACGAAAGGGACAAUAUUUGACUGUCUGUAAGAAGAUACUGAGAUACAUCGAUUGCACUGCAUGUUGUGGAUGGAUAUGAUUGUCCUGGUUUGAUUGUUCGAUCUUAGAUUGCCAUAUUGUUAUACAAGGAAAGCUGUAUGAACAAGUGAUAUUUGUGUUAAAUCAUAAUCGAGUCCCACCUUGUGUGUA
Arachis duranensis is the source of this 1041-nucleotide messenger RNA. RefSeq lists its product as uncharacterized. NCBI's taxonomy places the organism in Eukaryota, Viridiplantae, Streptophyta, Magnoliopsida, Fabales, Fabaceae. The record is from RefSeq and is a predicted model, not a curated record.